Messenger RNA from Heterobilharzia americana, 912 nucleotides. The record is from the annotation of a GenBank genome assembly. Lineage: Eukaryota; Metazoa; Platyhelminthes; Trematoda; Strigeidida; Schistosomatidae.
AUGGGUUACGCAAAUCGCUACAACACCUUCACAACCAGAUUUGCUUGUAUCCGCUUCUCGAGACAAAUCACUAAUUGUUUGGGACUACGACGAAGUGAUGAUCAGUAUGGUAUGCCUGUACGGUCAUUGCAUGGACACAAUCAUUUUGUAAGCGACGUGGUUAUGUCAUCGGAUGGUCUGUACGCUUUGGCAGGCUCCUGGGAUCGUACGCUCCGAUUGUAUGAUUUGGAGACUGGCAAAACAACUCGUCGUUUUUGUGGUCAUGAGGGAGAUGUUUUGAGUGUUGCUUUCAGUGCUGACAACAGGCAAAUCGUCAGUGGAUCCCGGGAUAAAACAGCAAGGUUGUGGAAUACAUUAGGCCAUUGCAAAUACGUCUUCACCGACGGGGGUCAUACUGAUUGGGUCUCGUGUGUCAGAUUCUCUCCAAACACUGAUAACCCAAUUGUGGUAACAUGUGGCUGGGAUAAGCAAGUGAAGGUUUGGGGAUUGAGUAACUGCAGUCUGCGUACAACGCACUAUGGCCAUACAGGAUACCUAAACACAGUCACAGUUUCACCAGAUGGGUCGCUCUGUGGCAGUGGAGGAAAAGAUGGACAAGCAAUGCUGUGGGAUUUAACAUCAAACAAGUUCCUAUACACAUUGGCCAGCGGUGGAACUAUAAAUGCACUAUGCUUCUCUCCGAAUCGGUAUUGGCUCUGCGCUGCAGUUGGACCAAGCAUCAAAAUAUGGGAUUUGGAAAACAAAGUACUGGCCGAUGAUUUGCGUCCUGAAUUGAUAUCUGCCAAUGCAUCUGGAAAGCAGCUGACACCGGACUGCACAAGUCUAGCAUGGUCUGCUGAUGGCCAAACUUUGUUUGCUGGAUUCACAGACAACCUAAUUCGCGUGUGGCAGAUGACUUUGUACGGUAACUAA